AAAGUCGGCUUCCCUUUCGGUUUGGCCGGUUAAUAUCCUCCCCGCGUCUGCCCAUCUGUCUUCUCUCUCUCUCCGUCUUCAUCAAGCAAAGUAAAGGCUCCUCCUCCUUUUACACUCUCUCUUCUCUACACAGAAGAGACAAUACAACUCUCAGCUUAACCACGUUUUGGGCAAAAACACAGAUUUGACCGCCGGUAGAGGAGCUACAAAGGUGUGAGGAGGAUCUGUGUAUUUGAAGAAGAAGAUGCGCAGGUGGAUCUGUUGUGGGCGUGUAUCAGGAGGAGAUUCAGGUUUAUCAAAUGAUGAGCAACAUCUCAAAACUCAAUGGCAACAACAACAACAACCUGAUGCAAAUCAAAAGCUAAGACCACAACCUGCUGCAAAACCUGACGCGCCCAAGGAAGCUCUCCCUAUUGAAGUCCCUCCCUUGUCUGUGGAAGAGGUUAAAGAGAAGACGGACAAUUUUGGAUCGAAGUCACUGAUUGGUGAGGGAUCUUAUGGAAGGGUCUAUUACGCAACGCUUAACGAUGGUAAAGCAGUGGCUUUGAAGAAACUCGACGUUGCCCCUGAAGCUGAAACAAACGCUGAGUUCUUGAGUCAGGUUUCUAUGGUUUCGAGACUGAAGCAUGAUAACCUCAUCCAACUAGUCGGCUACUGCGUCGACGAGGACCUCCGUGUUCUUGCUUACGAGUUCGCAACGAUGGGAUCGCUCCACGACGUUCUACACGGUAGGAAAGGAGUUCAAGGCGCGCAGCCAGGUCCGACGCUCGACUGGAUAACGAGGGUGAAGAUAGCCGUCGAGGCGGCUAGGGGUUUAGAGUACCUUCACGAGAAGGUUCAGCCUCCUGUGAUACACAGAGACGUGAGAUCCAGCAACGUGCUUCUCUUUGAAGACUAUCAAGCCAGAAUCGCUGAUUUCAAUCUCUCGAAUCAGGCUCCUGAUAACGCGGCUCGUCUUCACUCUACGAGAGUCUUGGGAACCUUUGGCUAUCACGCUCCAGAAUAUGCUAUGACGGGACAGUUGACGCAGAAGAGUGACGUGUAUAGCUUUGGGGUUGUACUGCUUGAGCUUUUGACAGGGAGGAAGCCUGUGGAUCAUACAAUGCCACGUGGCCAACAGAGUCUUGUAACGUGGGCUACACCUAGACUUAGUGAAGACAAAGUGAAGCAGUGUGUUGAUCCAAAGCUAAAAGGAGAGUAUCCUCCUAAAUCAGUAGCUAAGCUAGCAGCGGUGGCAGCGUUGUGUGUGCAAUACGAAUCUGAGUUUAGACCGAAUAUGAGUAUAGUUGUGAAAGCUUUGCAGCCGCUUCUCAAACCUCCAGCUCCAGCAGCCCCAACACCUGAAUCCUGAGUUUGUGUUACAGAGUUGGAUACCUUUGUUCAUACGAAGUUAUAAUUUUUAUCUGGUUUGGAGAAGAGAAAACAAAAAAAAUAUAAUAUUUCAUAUCUAUGCCGUUUUUCUUUAUGGGGGUGGGAUUUUACUAGUUGGCAUUUUGGUGGUGACAGGAGAUCACUUAAUAGUUUGCAUUUGUUUAUGUCUGGAUUGGAAACAGGCUGUUUUGCUUUGCUUGUCGUGGUGGAGAACAACUAUGUAAUUGCAUUCUUGCUGUUCUAUGGUCUGAUUAUAUUGACAACUCUUUCAAGCUA
Brassica oleracea var. oleracea is the source of this 1647-nucleotide messenger RNA. RefSeq names its product PTI1-like tyrosine-protein kinase 2. The record is from RefSeq and is a predicted model, not a curated record. Gene Ontology annotation, biological process: protein phosphorylation. The transcript is spliced from 7 exons. Gene Ontology annotation, molecular function: ATP binding; protein tyrosine kinase activity. Bases 245 to 1351 code for a protein of 368 amino acids. NCBI's taxonomy places the organism in Eukaryota, Viridiplantae, Streptophyta, Magnoliopsida, Brassicales, Brassicaceae.